AUGACUAGCAUCGCCGUUGCGAGAGCUUACCAACAGUCCUUUGAAACUCACCCAUAUGGCACCCUCGCCAUCACCAACGGCGCGCUCACCGCCCUCGGCGACAUGGUCGCCCAGCUGACCGAGAAAUUCGUGCGUGUGCUGCCCUCCAUACAUCUAACUCUCGCUGAAGACGAGUCACAGAAUGGACCCCUUAGCCAGCGAAAGGGAUGGCAGUACGACAUUCCACGAACGCUCCGGUUCGCGGCCUUCGGUGUCGGGAUGGGUCCAGUCAUCGGCCGGUGGAACUUCAUUCUCGAACGUUAUUUCCCACUGCGCUCAGCAAGACCGCCACCAGGUGGCGGGAAGGCUCCCGUUAGCUUGCGAGCACUCGGAAAGCGUGUAGCGGCGGACCAGCUCUUCAUGGCCCCAAUCGGUCUCAGUAUCUUCGUUGGGUCGAUGGGUAUAAUGGAGGGUCGCGACGCGACACACAUUCAGCGGAAGUACGCCGAUAUGCUCAUCCCUGCGCUCCUUAUGAACUGGCAAGUCUGGCCGCUCGCCCAGUUCGUCAACUUCAGGUUCAUGCCAUUAGCGUACCGAGUGCCAUUCCAGUCCUCGUGCGGUGUAUUCUGGACGCUCUACCUGUCCAUCCUUAACUCAAAAGAGGACCAGGCACAGGACCGCGCGGAUGCCAUGCGGAAGUCGCUGGACAAGUAA
Molecule: messenger RNA, 693 nt
Organism: Fomitopsis serialis
Lineage: Eukaryota; Fungi; Basidiomycota; Agaricomycetes; Polyporales; Fomitopsidaceae
Exons: 3
Coding region: 1-693 (230 amino acids)
Cellular component (GO): membrane; cytoplasm
Source: RefSeq, a predicted model, not a curated record